GGAAACCCAUCAAAGCUCACAUAAUCUAAUCAACUUCAUUUCAAGAUCCAUUAUCUAUAUAGAUUACUAUUGCUUUUUGUUGUUUUCUUGAAUUCAAUGUCUACUCAUCGCUACUCAACGGUCUUUGCAUUGCACCUCAUAUUUGGUGUUCUUACGAUGAUGAGCUUUGAUUUCUUCAUGACAGCAAGUGCAAGGCAUCUUUUGGAGACACCAUUACCUAAGGUACCCGAAGAGCUUCCAAAGCCUGAAAUGCCUACUUUGCCAAAGCCUCAGCUUCCUCCACUACCAAAGUUUGAGUUACCUCCAUUGCCUCACCUUCCACCUUUGGAAAAGCCUAAACUUCCUGAAUUGCCAAAGUAUGAACUUCCAAAGUUUCCUGAAUUACCAAAAGUACCUAGUUUUGAUCUCUCCAAAAUCCCUGAAGUUCCAAGUUUGCCUAAGUUUGAUAUUUCGAAGUUGCCCGAAGUUUCAAAUCCACCAAAAUCUGAACUUCCAAAAUUACCUGAAUUGCCAAAUGUGCCUAAACCAGAACUUCCUAAAUUACCUGAAUUACCACUUCUCCCAAAACCAGUUCUUCCUACUCUUCCAAAAGACAUGUCUUUCCCUUCAUUUAGCCCACCCCACGUGACCACAUCAAACCCUUGAAUAGCACAUACUCAUCUAAAGCAUUAGAAAAUGAAUUGUUUUUCGUUUUUGGUUGUGUAACUUUCUGAUCUUUUACUUAUACGAUUUCUGAUUAGUGUGAGAUUGUUAUAGUGUGUUUGUUUUUCUUUUCCUAUGAGCAUUUUGAUAUAGUUAUAUGAUCUCUUCUUAUAAGCCAUAUAUAUAUAUAUAUAUAAUAUGAAUGGAUACUUCUUUUAGUGUGUGACAUACCGUCA
Molecule: messenger RNA, 878 nt
Organism: Cucumis sativus (cucumber)
Lineage: Eukaryota; Viridiplantae; Streptophyta; Magnoliopsida; Cucurbitales; Cucurbitaceae
Product: protein PELPK1-like
Exons: 1
Coding region: 97-645 (182 amino acids)
Source: RefSeq, a predicted model, not a curated record